This is a messenger RNA of Drepanopeziza brunnea f. sp. 'multigermtubi' MB_m1, 849 nucleotides long. Lineage: Eukaryota; Fungi; Ascomycota; Leotiomycetes; Helotiales; Drepanopezizaceae. The record is from RefSeq and is a predicted model, not a curated record.
AUGGCGAAGAGCAAGACCAAAGGUGCGCCCAGUAAGCGUCAGGCUAUCACGAAAGUAGAAACACAGGCAACCAGCAACAACAAAUCUUCUUCAACUGCAGGCAAUUCAGCGAGCGCGAUGAGAUCAUCAAACCUUAUGGUCUUGAUCCCGCCUCCCGCAAGCCCCAUCAAUGCUUCUGCAGGCACCGAGUUCAAGUUCUUCCCCAAGCUACCAAUCGAGUUGAGGUUCGAGAUCUACAAAUUGACCUGGAAGCCGCACAUCGUCUCUCUCAAAGAGGGUGGUGGGGGCCGCCAAGCCAUCUCCCAAGUUUCCAGAGAGGCCCGGCAGGAGUACCACAAGCACUACCAAUUCCUAAAGAAGCGAGCGUAUGCUGGGCGCCCCCGAGUUGGUCUCUUCAUCAACUACGACACCGAUGUAUUGAUGAUACCUUGUGUCCAGGCAAAGCGAUACGGAACCCAUCCUUACCGGACAUAUCCCAGGGCUCAGGACUUUGUCGCCGCAGCGAGCGAUUUCCAAAACUGGAUGGAGCCAGUCAAGCGAUUAGCUUUCGAGCUGCCGGCCCAUAUUGCCUUUCCUCCUUGGCUCAGGGAACAAGGGAACAAUAUCAUACGUCUGCCCGAAAAAUGUGAGUUCUGGGAGUUACUGAAUGAAGUCUUCCCGAAUCUGGAGGAGCUAGUAUUGGUAAUUAGUAGAUUAUCUCUCGCGAAGAACAAUAAGGGACCCAUGGUUUGGGUGGACCAGCAUGGGGGCUAUUUUGGCAAUGGAAGAAUCAUGAUUGGAGACAAUUUGGUGCAGCAAAAGGCCAAGGGCAUAUAUACUGCUAUCGAGGUGAAGUUCAUAGCGCUAUAG